UAAAAUGCUCACCUGAAGAAACACUUCACCUACCUCUUAUGCUGCUGCACUGAACCAUUACAUCGUACGACCCGUCCCUUCCCUGCGUAGCUAGUUCGCGUUUCGUGAGGAAAAGGUUAUAAAAGAUGGCUGAUGCUGAGGACAUUCAACCUCUUGUUGUUGACAAUGGAACUGGAAUGGUCAAGGCUGGUUUUGCAGGUGAUGAUGCCCCAAGGGCUGUGUUUCCUAGUAUUGUUGGGCGACCUCGUCACACGGGUGUUAUGGUUGGGAUGGGUCAGAAGGAUGCUUAUGUGGGUGAUGAAGCCCAGUCAAAAAGGGGUAUACUCACAUUGAAGUAUCCAAUAGAGCAUGGUAUAGUUAGCAACUGGGAUGACAUGGAAAAGAUUUGGCAUCACACAUUUUACAAUGAGCUCCGUGUUGCCCCUGAUGAACACCCAGUUCUUCUCACUGAGGCGCCACUCAAUCCCAAGGCCAACAGAGAGAAGAUGACCCAAAUUAUGUUUGAAACCUUCAAUGUGCCUGCCAUGUAUGUUGCCAUUCAGGCUGUUUUGUCUCUGUAUGCCAGUGGACGCACAACAGGUAUUGUGCUUGAUUCUGGUGAUGGUGUGAGCCACACAGUGCCCAUAUAUGAAGGUUAUUCUCUUCCUCAUGCUAUCCUUAGGUUGGACCUUGCUGGCCGAGAUUUAACGGAGUACUUGAUGAAAAUUCUAACUGAGAGAGGAUACUCUUUCACUACCACUGCUGAACGGGAAAUUGUACGUGAUGUGAAGGAGAAAUUAGCUUAUGUGGCCCUUGAUUUUGAACAAGAAAUGGAGACUGCUAAGAGUAGUUCUGCAGUGGAGAAAAGCUACGAAUUACCUGAUGGACAGGUCAUUACAAUAGGGUCUGAGAGAUUCCGUUGCCCAGAAGUUCUCUUCCAGCCUUCUCUAAUUGGUAUGGAAGCUACUGGAAUCCAUGAAACUACGUACAACUCCAUCAUGAAAUGUGAUGUUGAUAUUAGGAAGGAUCUAUAUGGAAAUAUUGUGCUUAGUGGUGGGUCAACUAUGUUUCCUGGCAUUGCUGAUCGAAUGAGUAAGGAAAUCACUGCUCUUGCUCCGAGCAGCAUGAAAAUCAAGGUGGUGGCUCCUCCUGAGAGGAAAUACAGUGUCUGGAUUGGUGGGUCUAUCUUAGCAUCACUUAGCACCUUUCAACAGAUGUGGAUCUCCAAGGGUGAAUUUGAAGAAUCUGGUCCAGCUAUUGUUCACCGGAAGUGCUUCUGAGUUCAGAAGUUCUCCAUGCUGCUCCCAGUCUUGUGCCAUAUUUCAGUCAAGUUUGGUUGACUUAUUUGAUGCUUUGGGGUUUUUUUAGUAGAGGAGAUAUAUCUAGUGUAAUGUAUGAAUCACAGUUUGUAAGGUGGCUAUUUAUGCAAGAAGGCAAUGACUUUCAUAUAUUGAUCCAUCCUACAUUCCUACGGAUUAUUAAACACCGGAUUAUUA
This is a messenger RNA of Gastrolobium bilobum, 1475 nucleotides long. RefSeq names its product actin-101-like. The record is from RefSeq and is a predicted model, not a curated record. The transcript has 5 exons. NCBI's taxonomy places the organism in Eukaryota, Viridiplantae, Streptophyta, Magnoliopsida, Fabales, Fabaceae. Bases 126 to 1259 code for a protein of 377 amino acids.